AUGGGGCACGCCUUAUUAUCUGAAUAUUUUGAUCCUCCCAAUCUACUUCCGUUCACUACAGGGGUAGAAGCUUUGUCGGAGCAUCACUCAGAUGUUGACAAGAAAGACGUAGGGAAGCCUCCCCGCUUCAUUGGCGAAGUAGAUCUACCUGAAUAUCUCGAACCGUUGUUAACGGAAUCUAAGCGCCGCUUUGUUCUCUUUCCUAUUCAAUACCAUGACAUUUGGCAGAUGUACAAGAAAGCAGAGGCAUCUUUUUGGACUGCCGAAGAGAUUGACCUCUCACACGAUCUCUGGGACUGGAAGGACCGCUUAAAUGAUGAUGAAAAAUACUUUAUCUCGCAUGUACUCGCCUUCUUCGCGGCUUCCGACGGUAUCGUGAACGAGAAUCUUGUCGAUCGAUUUUCGAACGAAGUACAGGUCGCCGAAGCUCGCUGUUUCUACGGUUUCCAGAUCAUGAUAGAGAACAUCCACUCGGAAACGUAUUCUCUACUCCUCGAUACAUAUAUCAAGGACCAGAAGCAACGAGCGCAUCUCUUCGACGCUAUCGAGACUAUACCUUGUAUCAAGAAGAAGGCGGAUUGGGCGUUACGCUGGAUCGCCGAUAAGCAGUCUUCCUUUGCAGAACGUCUGGUCGCUUUUGCUGCUGUCGAAGGUAUAUUCUUCUCGGGGUCUUUCGCAUCCAUAUUCUGGCUCAAGAAGCGUGGGCUUAUGCCUGGUCUUACGUAUUCAAACGAACUGAUCAUACGCGACGAGGGCAUGCACACUGAUUUCGCCUGUUUGCUUUAUCACCAUCUGCGAAGACGCCUACAUCCCUCCGUCAUUCUGGCGAUUAUCACAGAAGCAGUGAUAAUUGAACAGGAGUUCUUGACAGAGGCUCUCCCGUGUGCCCUGAUAGGCAUGAAUGUGCGAUUGAUGUGCCAGUACAUUGAGUUCGUCGCCGACAGGCUCCUCACGACACUGGGAAAUAAGAACUAUUAUCAUUCCACGAAUCCUUUUGACUUUAUGGAUAUGAUAUCGCUGCAAGGCAAGACUAAUUUCUUUGAAAAACGGGUCUCUGAGUACGCGAUGGCUGGACUACAUUCAUCUGCCAAUGGGACGAAUACUCUCACGGAGAGUACACAUACCACCAGAGUAUUUUCUCUAGAUGAAGACUUUUGA
Messenger RNA from Fibroporia radiculosa, 1158 nucleotides. RefSeq lists its product as uncharacterized. The transcript has 5 exons. The record is from RefSeq and is a predicted model, not a curated record. Lineage: Eukaryota; Fungi; Basidiomycota; Agaricomycetes; Polyporales; Fibroporiaceae. Gene Ontology annotation, biological process: deoxyribonucleotide biosynthetic process. Gene Ontology annotation, molecular function: oxidoreductase activity. The coding region runs from base 1 to 1158 and encodes 385 amino acids.